This is a messenger RNA of Pezoporus occidentalis (night parrot), 4880 nucleotides long. RefSeq names its product SH2 domain containing 1A (gene SH2D1A). Lineage: Eukaryota; Metazoa; Chordata; Aves; Psittaciformes; Psittacidae. Bases 4327 to 4737 code for a protein of 136 amino acids. The transcript has 6 exons. Gene Ontology annotation, biological process: regulation of signal transduction; regulation of immune response. The record is from RefSeq and is a predicted model, not a curated record.
CCAGAUAUAGAAGAAAAUAGCCAAAAAAGGGCAUAAUAAGAAAUACAGCACAAUAUGCUUUCUUCCCACUGGAGAAACCCCAUUUCAAAUAACAAGAGCAACCCUGUUUUGGUUCAGCUGAAAGCAAGUUUUGGUGCAAUCAGAGGUGGUCCAGUGUCAUCUUUUGCAGAACAUGCUAAAUUGUUGCAUCGCAUUGGUUUUCACAGGGGCUGAGCUCUUCACUCCCCAUUGUGUAGACAUGCAACACUUUGUUUUUUCAGUUGAUCAUCUUUGCUCUUGUGUCAAACCUCAUACCAACAGAUCAAAUAUCAACAAACGUAAAGCACACAGUGUAAAAAACAAGGUGUGAGACCUGUUUCCUGAGGACCACUCAGUGCAUUCAAUGGGGUGUGGAGAGGCCAUCACACUGCACAGCUGAAAAGCUACCUGGCACCAUAGUCAAGUGGGUUUGUACAUCUUGCUGAAUGGUGUUCUCAGGCAGUUGCACAGAAUUCCCUUGUUUUCUGAUUUUUGCUCUUCAUUUCACCUGUGGUGAACAGUGCAAGGCAAGAAGUGACAGAAAAGCUCACACUACCAGGAGACCCAAAGUGUCUCACCCUGUACAGCUUCUGUGGCUUGAACACUAUCACUAAAGGCUUCUUUUAUUUAAGCUUGGGAAGCUCUGCAAAGGUGGCAUGCUGCUGGACUCUGUCAGUUACUUCUCCACUUGCUCAAAAUGCUGCAGGCAUGUGGUGUUUCCCUGGGCUCCUGGUGGCCCAUGCAAAGGGCAGUGAUGGCCCCUCUGCUGUCUGGGCUUGCAGGAGACCUGCCUGCAUGAGACCAUUCUUGUGCCUUGUGCAGGGGUGUGCCAAAGGGCUUGGAGCUGUGGGAAAUCCUGGUGCCUCAGCCACCCAUGAUGGGGUUGAGGGCUCAGAGGUGCAGUGCUUUGUGGGGAGGAGAGCAAGAAUGGUGGAGAAAAUGAGGAUGGUGUUUCCCUGCCCAAGCUGAUGAUGAUCUUUCUCUCAGCAGAGGACUUGUUUCUACAGCCAUUGCAGAUGACUUCUUUCAGCUGAAGUCUGACGUCAGACCCUGUGGUGUCUUGAUGCAAUGAAAGAUUUCAGGCUCUGGAGAUCAAAGGGAGUGCUGACAAGCUUGUGUUGCUCCAUGAAGGCAGAGGUAAGCUUCAGGUCUGAAUUUAAAACACCACUGAAACUAAACUGGAAAGACAACGCUGAGGACUGGUGGGUUUCCCCAUGUCAGAAUUUCCCAUAGUGCCUCUGGUGCUCUGAGUGUGGAUGAUGUCUUCUUGUAUUAAUUUUUAUUGUAGGCAGUAAUUUGUGAAUAAUUUCCUAGGUAAAACAAAGGUUGAACUUUUGAAGCAAAUGUACUCGACAUGACCUUUAUAUCUCUUAGUCACUGUCAGGCUUCACUGAGUGCCCUGCACCUUGACAUUCAGUAAAGCAAUAAAGAAACAAAAUGUACUAAUGUAACCUUUAUAAAAAUAUUUAGAAUGAUAGUUUAAUCUCCCACUAUGGUGUUAAAAUAAGCUCAGUAAACUUUGGCAGUAAAUUACAUUCAGAAGAAACUCAGUUUAAAUGACAUUAUGGUUACAAUAGCCAGAAAAAUUUGUCCUGAACUGCUUCAAGAAAAAAAAAACAACCCAUGUUUAGCAUGGGGCUGUUGACCUUUCCAGUUUUGGGAUAAUAAUUGGACAGCUAUUCAAUUUUUGGUAGCUAAUCUGGAACCUUAGGUUCUUUCUUCUCUCAUAUCUUGCCCAAGGAAUCAAGAAGAUGGACAUCUCUCAGCAGCCAGAGCAGAUGAGUAUUACAUAUUUGAGCCACAGCACUGUGUUUAAUUUCACUUUUAUAAAAGAUCAGAACCAAAAUGUAUUAAAAAACUGUUAGAGGGGAAGAUGAAGAAAUGAAACGAAAGAGUGGUUUAAGAUAGCUUAUAAAGUUGUUUGAUAGCAAAAAUAGUUUCUUGGUCUUCAUAUAAAGAGAUGUGGUUUGCUGGGGCAUUAUUACAGAUCAGGUUGUAAAACCAGGCUGAGGUUGUGGCUCUGGAAUACCUACUCCAAACUGAAAAUGCCAUAGGUUUGUAUAUACAAAUGCACAGUAGAAAUGAGUGCUGUGUGAUGACUGAAAUCUGCAUAUGAGAUACAGGUUAUUUAGAAAUGUAUAUACAAGACUAUGUAUUGCAGCUUACAUGGAGGGAUCUUAAAUUAUUUCACAAACAUAUAUUUCUCAGCAUUAUUUUACCCAAAGUGGGUUCCUUCUUUAGUUUGUGGUGAUACAGCAGUCUUCAUCCAUUGACCUGGAUGCAGUUUUCAUCUCUGUUUUCUCUAACUGAACAAAACAUAUUUGGUCAGGUGAGGGAAAUACCCCCAGCAUUGGCUUGGCUGGUUGUUUUAAUCCAUGAGAGGUAUUGACAUUCUACUUGUUCUCUCGCAAAAUAAAAUCCUUCUCCCAUAGAGCCAGCCUUUGAUUGCCUGUAGUGCUUAGAUAGAGCUUGGAGAGGGACCAUAAAAGUACUUUGAUAAAUAGGCAGAACUAAAGAAAACAACGGUGCCUCAGCUCUUCUCAACCUCUCCUGCAUCUAUGCCUGCUAAGCCCAACUGCAGUAUAUCAAGGUGGAAGGGGACAUGUUGCCUGUCAUGGGGGAAGUGCCAGGGAAGCUAAAUACAGUGAGAAAAUACAGUAAUACCACCAUCUCAGCUAGACCAGGAGCUAUUACUGGAGGACUGACUUUAUUUCUUUUAGCUGUCUGGAGGUUUCUGUUUCUGUGAAGCUGAGGAGAACACAGUGAAGGUGUGGGAGGUAAUGUUCUGUGAGAGGAAGAGAGAGGAAAAGCAGAGUUUGUGCUAACAAGGAGAAGCUGAAGGGCCAGAAAAAAAUCUUGCCUCUGGGCAGUAAAAAGGUGGAUGCACAUUAUAUACUAGUGGGUACUAUUUUCUGGAGAAAUGUUGAUACCUACUAGCAAGUGAUCUGGUUUGUAGUACUAAAGUCUCAUGUUGCUCCUCAUGCUGCUCUAGGCUUAGGCAAUUUCAUGUUUUCUCUAUAAAGAAAUAAUCUUCUGAAUGAGUUUUACUGUAUAAAUUUCAGUGAAUGUAAUUUAAAAAGGAUUCAGUAAGACAGCUCUUUACUCCUUGUAGGAAACUGAGAAGUAAGAAGUCAAAAAUUAGUGAUCUGGUUUCAUGUUAUUAGAUUUCCCCUGAUCAAGGCAGCAGUGAAUAUACUGUAUUAAUAGAGCACCAACUAUGUAGAACAAAUGGAUUAUGAUGUCUUUUUUUAUGAUGGUACUAUAAAUACUUUGCCCCUACAUACCUUUGCCAUUGGAAGUGAAGAAUGACAUUUAAAGAAAGCACAUAAUCUUAUCUCCAUAAAUGUUCCUUUCACCUUCUUGUAACUAAUUAGGAACAUGGAGACUUCUGUUAAGCAUCAGACCUUUCUUCCUGAAGAUUAAGGUAGAUGAGUGUGUUACAGAUGCUGAAUCAGAAGGGGUUUCAUGCCUAUGAUUUAUUACUACUACUUUGACCUUAGUCAAAUUGGGGGCAUUUAUACCCUCUUACAAAAGACAUGACUUGUGUGAAGGGGCACAGCUGACAAGAAAGGAGUGGGCUAAAAAUGUGAUACUUCAUGAAAUUAUUUGACCUCAAAUGCCUGGAAGUUAAGAGGAACAUUUCCACUGUCUUGUAAUCUGGACAUGGCUCAGCCAAGGGGAAAGCAUACAUUUUGUGGGUUUUCUUUUCUUUUCCUUCUGUUGAAUGAAACAUGCUAUCUAGAAUGAUCUCAUUUCUUGUACUUUAAUUUGCUUCUCCCUUUUUCACUCAGUAAUUUCUCAGUUGAUGUUCAGUUAUCACAAAGAAGCUAAGUUUACAUGUCUGAAAUUUUUGUAAAGACUGAGGAGAUCUUUGAAAAGUUAUGAGAAAGAAUUAUGAUGCCCUGAAGUCUGCCAGGAUUAUCCUACUGUCUCUAAGAACUAAUGAGUGAAAAUAUUGCGGGAAGAACAGUAAAGCAAAAGUUUGAACAACACAAAAAGGCAAAUUUAUGAUUGGAAUCUGAAAAUGCUAAAAACUCAAGCUGGAAACAGGAAUGUGCACACAGCACAUUUUUAUUUUACCAUGAGCAAUGUUUGAUUUCAGAUGAAGCAGUUUGUGCAUCACCACAAAUUGAUGGUGUAUGAUGAUAAGUGCUGUCUUACCUUGUGCAGAGGCUUCAGAGGUGUGAACACAUCCUGUUUACAUCUGCCACUCAGAUGGAGAUGCUGAGGGGAGCACACAGCUGAGGGAGCAGUAAGAGGCAACGCCACGCAUGGGAAGAGUCACUCGCAGUGUGUGACGGCCACAGCAUGGAUGCGCUGCCCAUCUACCAUGGUGGCAUCACCCGUGAGGCUGGGGAAAAGCUGCUGCUGGCAGCGGGUACUGAUGGCAGCUACCUGCUGCGGGACAGCGAGAGCAUCCCAGGAGUUUACUGCCUCUGUGUGCUGCAUCAAGGUUAUGUUUAUACCUACAGACUGUCCAAGACAGAAACUGGGUCCUGGUGUGCUGAGACAGCACCCGGCGUCCACCAGAGGCACUUUCGGAAAGUGCAUAACCUCAUUUCGGCCUUCCAGAAACCUGACCAAGGCAUCAUAACGCCUCUGCAGCACCCUGUCGUCAACCACGUGAAAGCCAAAUACCUUCCUGGUACUCAUGGGGCGAAGGGAGAUUUGGCCUUGGCUGAGCAGAGCCCUACAUGGCGGUGGGGAUGGAGGUCUUAGAUUUUGCAUCUUUGACCUGGGCUAGCCAGCAUUGACAGAAAUAUGUCAUAACUUUGCUACCACGUGAUUGAAGUGCUGGCACCCAGGUGCUCAUUAGGGAUAGGGUCUGUCAGUGCAAUGAGAAAAUGGAUUUUGAAUAUGUA